UGAAUACCGGCCUAUAAAAUGUUGGGUAAAACUUGCAGGGUAACGUGAACGUUUUUCAAAAAUCGCGCCGCGCUAAUCCGCAAAAUGGCGGACAGCGGGGGGGGGGGGCGAGUCCGCGCCGUCUACACUACUCUACACUUCGUGCGCCGCGAAUCGCGCGCCGGUGUAUACGCCUCGUAAAGUUAGGUCGCGCAACUCAAAUCAGUUCAAAUUCUCGUUGUGUCGUCGGACGGUUUGUUUGACGCGGUUUACGCCGGGAAAUGUCGCAGCACAAUCAGAAACCCACCGGUCACGGCUACUGCGAGGCCAUCUUCUCGACCUCGCCGAGGAGCUCGAGCAAGGACAACGUCGUCCCGGCGCUAAAAACAAAGAAAAAUCUGUACUCUUCCCUGUUGAGCGAACCGUCCACCUCAACGAAGACUCGGAGCGCAUGCAAGCCGACGCAAUGUCCCCUGCAGAAGGCGUCGUCGAGACUCGAGUUGGUGGAGGCUUCGGGUUCCCCGGGCAAGUCGGCCGACGCAAGACUCUGCCUGAAGCCUGCGAACCCGACGCAGCAGGAGGGUACGAGCUCCAAUGUCACAUCCAGCGACAGGAACCCAAAGACGCCGGUCAAAAGGAGACUCGCUGGCGGAUUGUUCAGCGACAGGACGCCCGCCAUACAGUUGUACACGCCCAAGCACACGAGGGUGGCGAACACGCCCAGCGCCGACGCCAGAUGCAACGCGAGGACGCCUGUGAAACGUUACUUCAGCGACCACGCUCUGUCGCAGAGCACGCCUGACUGCUUUAACGCGGUUCAUCUGGAGACCCCGUCCCACAAAAUUGACGACAUAGUGAUGGGAGAACAGACGAUGUACGAGGGCGAAAGUAGCAAUCUCACAGUAGGGAUACGCAUCAGGCCCUUGACUGCCAAGGAAUCGAACGACCCGAAGGUUGCGACGGUCUUGCAGGGAGAUGGUCAGAGUGUCGUUGUGGAAUGCGAAUCCGCGCACCACACUUUCGUGUACGAUCAUUGCUUCGUCUCGUACGACGACCCGCACACGCCCGGUCACGCCAGCCAGGAGGUCGUCUUUCGCAAUAUGGUGUCGCCCUUGGUACAAAACGCCUUCGAGGGUUACAACGUCUGCCUUUUCGCGUACGGACAGACGGGAUCUGGAAAGAGUUACAGUUUAAUGGGCACCGAGUCCGCGCAGCUGAGCGCAACGCCACUCGACGAGAGAGUCGGUAUCAUCCCGAGAUUUUGCCAGGAAAUAUUUACACGAGCGGGCGACAAUCCGCAGAUCGAGACCACCGUAGAGAUCAGUUACUUCGAGAUAUAUAACGAAAAGAUACACGAUCUCCUGGCGAGUACGAACAACGGGUCGAAAAAGGCUCCCCUUAAAGUAAGAGAGCAUCCUGUCUUCGGUCCCUACGUCGUCGACCUGAGCCAGCAUUGUGUACAAAAUUACAAAGACCUGCAGACUUGGCUUAAAGUGGGCAACUCACAGAGAGCCACAGCCGCGACUGGCAUGAACGAGAAGAGCUCGCGGUCUCACAGCAUUUUCAGUGUUAUAUUAACUCAGACGCAUUCGGACGAUCAGUUGGAUCGCAAAACAGUCGACGCCAAUCGUCGCAGUAAAAUUAACCUGGUUGACCUGGCUGGUAGCGAGAGACUGAGCCAGACUUCUGCAACUGGUGAUAGAUUAAGAGAAGGUGUAUCUAUCAACAAAUCUUUACUUACCCUGGGGAAGGUAAUUGCAUCACUCACGGAGAACACAAACAAUCGUAAACAGGGCUUCGUGCCGUACCGUGAGUCAGUGUUGACAUGGCUGUUAAAGGAGAGCUUGGGAGGGAAUUCACGUACGGCGAUGCUGGGAACAGUGUCACCGGCCAAUGUCCACGUGGAGGAGACCCUGGCGACCCUUCGAUAUGCGUGCCAAGCUCGAGCUAUAGUCAACCGAAUCCGCAUCAACGAAGAUCCGCACGACCGGCUGAUUCGCGAGUUAAAGGCCGAAGUGCUACGUCUACGCGGAGUGCGCAAGGGAUAUGAGAAACAGUAUGGAGUUAUUCCUUAUCAGUUGCUCGAUCGCAUCAAGUCGUACGCUUGGAGUCCAACCCACCAGUCCGAUAAGGAAGUCGUGCAAAAACAAAAGGAAAUUGAUAAAUUGAAAGAUCAAUUGAAAAAAACGGAAGAACAGUUGGCUGUUACUCAAAUGAGUCCGCACGAAAAGUUUCAAAGAGCCGAAGAGAGGAAAAGCUCGGAACUGAAAUAUUUGCGCCGUUGCGGAAUCGCCAUCGAAAUCGAUUUCCAAGAGAGAGAUAAGCAGCCUUGUCUCGUAAAUCUCGCUGCCGAUCCUCUGUUGUCCGGUACACUUUUGUAUCUUAUACCUCCAGGUUUGGUUCGUAUCGGGAAGAAUAGCGGGCCGGAGGUCGUAAAUCUGGAUAUCAUGUUGGAUGGACCUCUUGUUAGGGCGCUGCACUGCUCUAUUGAAAAUAAUGAAGGAAAACUAAUCUUGACGCCCGAGAUGGAUGCGGACACGUACGUCAAUGGACAGAUGGUAACCGGAAAAAUUAUGCUUAAACAUGGCGAUCGCUUAGUCAUCGGCGGUAAUCACUAUUUUAAAGUUCUAAAUCCAUACGAUGAAUUCUGCAAUGCCAAGCUCUCCACACAAGCGAUUGAUUUUGAAUUUGCGCACCAGGAAAUUCUUCGAAUACAGGAAGAAAGAUUAAGAGCAGAACUGGAGGAAUCAAAACAGAAAGCGAUAAAGGAACUCGAGAGCGCCAAGCGUGAAGUAGAACUGCAACUCGGUUCGCAAAAAUCGCAGUACGAGCAGAAGAUCAAAUUUUUGGAUAUCACACUGAAGGAACAACAGCACACACUCGAACAAAUUGAUCAUAGAAAAAAGGAGCUGGAGUUGGAAAAGGAGUUGCUUUGCAAAGAGGUGGAAGCCAACAAUAAGAUUAAGAAAAUGCAGCUGGAGCAAAGUCACGCGAAAUUAACGCCGUAUAAAACGAAUUUCCUGCAAGAACUCGAGAGUAUUUUGAACGAGAAGGCUGCAGACAUUGAGAACGCGCUAAAAAUGAAGCUUAAUGGGGAUACGAUAACUGCUGGUGGGGUCAGUUUACACGAGAUGCAAAUACUCGUUAAAGAAGCGACUCAGCGAUGUAAAGAAGCCGGAUAUGAUUUUGAAUUUGACCAACAACAAACAGUGGUGGAAAAUAAUUUACAGCCAGUGAUUCGUGUUCGUGAUAAAACGAUUGCGAUGGAAACGCUGUGGCAGGCGACGGACUUUCUGAAUUGGAUUUACGGCCUGAGAAGCUGUGAUACUAUAAAGGACUCAAUGAAGGAACUACGUCAUUUCAAUUGCAAGUGGGAGUCUUACGAGACGGAAGUAUUUGAAGAUUCCUUGAAUAAUAGUAAAAUCUCCAUAAACAUGACCCCUGUGAAAAAACAGCUGAACAAUAGUAUCCAUCUAGACAAGUUGUUACUGGAAACGACGAUGAAUGACGAUGCGUCCAUAAUGCAUGAUCAACAAGAUGAUGUGAAUGCGUGUCUCACUCAAAUCGAAGUCGCUACGAAAACGUUGAACAAGCUGUGUCGUCGGUACCAAAACCACGAUACUGAGCCGGUCGUCGAAUCGUUGGCUAAGAUGCAAGAUAUUAUAGAGUUCUUAAAAAAUAGCUUGCAGAAUAAAGACUCGAGCGAGGAUAGUAGUGCAAAUUCGAUAAACCAAAGUGCUAAUAAUACUGUUAUCGACAUGUCGAAUGAUGUAAACAACAUUCUUUCGCAGCAUAAUAAGGAUGCGAAUGACUGCAAGGAAGAAGAUAACAUCAGCAAUAAUGACACAGAUAAGUUAGCAAAAAACGAAGUUGAAAAUUGCUUAAGUCACGGUAUGUCACCAAAGAAAUCUAGUAUACGGAAUAACGCGCUGGAUACGAAAGAUGGGAAUGUUCAAAAGAACGUGAGGUUUACUGACAAAGUCGCACAUCAAGACUUGAUAAAAUAAAUAGCAAUAGCUGUUUAAAAUACUCAUUACUUUUUAAUAAAUUUCCACUAUUGCCAUUUUAAAAAUAUAAGAAACAUAUAUAAUAUUAAUAAUACAUAUUACAUCGCAAAUUCAGAUUUAUGCAACACAUUAAAUUUUACAUUUUAAUACAUUUUAUAAGUCAUUUAUUAGAAUGUACCCUUUAUGAACUUUCAUUGUUUUAUUAUUUUGAUUAUUAUUGGUCCACAUUUUUUAAUUUAGCCUUAGUAAAACAAGAUUUUAUUUUAUGUGACCGAACUGAAAGGGGCUUUUAGUAGGAAAUGCAAGAUUUUAUUUGAAAAGUAUGUUUUAGGUGAAAGUAGAACAUUUUGUAAAUUACAAACUCUACUUUUCCGUAAUUUGUAAGAAAGUAGUAUUUGUAACUUAAGAAUAUUGUAUUGCAAAUUGUAUAUUAAGCAUAUAUACGUAGAGUAACUUAAUGAUAGAUUAUAAUUAACGUAUGUACUUGCCGAUGAUUAAAAUAUCAGAAUCUUCAAUGCUUAUUUAACAUUUGUAUUUAAAAAGACUUGGUUUAAUUCGCUUUCCAAAAUAAAUUAAAAUUCGCGAACUUGUGAGACUGUACGUGUAAAAAGGAUUGCGAAUAUUUUGUAAAGUAUUCAUAUUUAUGUGCCUUAAAUGACAAUAAAUUUUUAUAAAUC
Vollenhovia emeryi is the source of this 4663-nucleotide messenger RNA. It is a transcript of the gene neb, whose product is annotated as kinesin-like protein KIF14. The transcript has 12 exons. Gene Ontology annotation, biological process: mitotic spindle organization; microtubule-based movement. The record is from RefSeq and is a predicted model, not a curated record. Gene Ontology annotation, cellular component: kinesin complex; microtubule. Gene Ontology annotation, molecular function: ATP hydrolysis activity; microtubule motor activity; ATP binding. Lineage: Eukaryota; Metazoa; Arthropoda; Insecta; Hymenoptera; Formicidae. Bases 261 to 3986 code for a protein of 1241 amino acids.